AUACUAUAUGAAUGACUACUGCUGAUUGUGAAUGCUGAAGCCAAUGCGUAUACGCAUGGCAUGCAUAAAACUCAACUUUCAACAAGUCAAUUUUUUUUGCAUUUUAUUUCUCACAAUAUCCAAUUGAACAUUUUCUGUUGGAUUUGUGCGUGUGUCCUUAUGUUUUUUUUUUUGUUUUGUUCGUCUGUGAUCUCAUAAUUGUUCGAAAUGGAAUCUGAUUCUAGAAAAUCACCGGAAAUCGAACAAUGUGUUGAUGAUGAUGAUUUAUCUAAAAAUUUAAAUUUCGAUUUCUCAUUGGACACUGUUUCAAUCUGUGAAACUUUAUUCAAUUGUUGUCAAAGCUCUGAAUUUGCUAAUCUUGCAAAUUUUAUUAAAGGUUGUCAUGAAAAUUCGAUUGAACUUAAUCAUUUUCUGGCAUUGAUUGAUUCAUAUUUAUUUGUACAAAAGUAUUCAACAAGUUCGUCUUUUAAUUUCGAGUCCUUCCUAAAGUUUUGUGAAACUUAUUAUCCGAAUAAAAAUGGCAUUGAAAAUAUUGGCCGUAUUUUUUUCACCAUACUAUGGAAUCAUAAUUUUGAUUUUCAGUUUGAUUUCAUAGAAUAUUGCAUCGAAAACAAUAAGAUUACAUCGAUAUUUGAAACGUGUUCAAAUAUCAAUUUGAACAAAGAAGUCCCGGAAUGGAUAAAAUGUCUAAAUGAACAAAUAGAUCUCGCUUUAAUUUGUUGGAAAUACAAUGCUUUAUAUUGGAUUCUUCUCGAAUUGUCCAGAAAGGAAAAAUUGUUGCCUAAAAUCGAAAAUUUGUUUGUGAAAAUACCAUUGGAAAAAUGUCCCGAUUUAUUAAUAUUUGCCUUGAUAGAGCAAAGUGGUGUCAACAAUCCUGAACAUAAUAAACUUAGCCGGUCAUUAAUGAUGAAUGCAAUCAAAAAAAUUAUAUAUCCUGGUUCUAAUACUACUUACCAUAAUAAUUCUAAUCUGAUCAUACCGAAACUAUGGUCUGCAGGCAAUGCUGGUCCUUCGAUGAAUUCAAGUACAUUGACAGUUAAUCAAAAAAUUCUGCUUGAAUCGUUGGUCGAUCUUUAUAAUCAAGCCACAUCGCCCGAUGAACAAACUAAUAAGCUUUUAAGAAUUUUAGAAAUCAGUCAAGAUCUAAAGGCGUUAAAUUAUUUGCUUAACGAUUCAUCAUAUUUGUUUAUCAUUGAUUUAGCAUCUGUGGCUUCUCGACGUGAAUAUCUCAAACUAGAUAAAUGGAUUAAUGACAAGUUGAAAACGAUUGGACAACCAUUUUCCGAUGCUUGUAAAUUAUAUGUUCAACAACGGUCCUUCAAACCAGAAACAAACAAAAAAUUGACCACACCUUCUCAUCGUGAAACCUUGAGUACUAUCACAUCGUGUCUUGAGAAUUACUAUUCAAUGAUCAAAGAAGCAACCUACUAUACAAAUAUGAAAGAUAUGUUCAAAAUAUAUGCUGAGCUUGAUUCAGCCAACAAUAAUAAUAAGAAAGAACCGAAUGAAGAAAUUCGAUAUUGUUCAAAAUCUUCAUCUUCAAAUUAUUAUCAUUCACUUAAUGAUAAUCUUUUUGAUAAAGAAGUUCAACAAAAAGCCACUGGUUUUUUGAAAAACAUUCUCACGCAAUCUAAUCUUGAACCAGUGAAAUAUGAAAAAAUUUUCAAUCUCUUUGAAAGCAUGAAACAAUCAAAAGAUCAACAAAAAGUAUUCAAUUGUAUCGUUCAAACAUUGUUAAAAGAACUUGAUUUUCUAUCGAAAUAUCAGAAAAAUGAAUUGUUGAACAUAGGAGAACUUAUCGGUGGCAUAAUCGAUCGAUCACUUGUUGAUACUAAUUUAUUGUCAUUCAUAUUGCAAAAACUUUACUAUAUCAUAAAUGCAUCAAAGAAGGAUCAAAAAUUGUUAUACUUUGUUGUUCGUGUAAUAGACAGAUGUGAAACUAGACUCCAAAAAUAUCCAGCCCUCUGUGAAAAGCUACUAUCUUCUGAUCUGCUCAAAUUUCAAAAUGUUGGUCACUUGUCUUCUUGUCGUAAUGAAAAUCAAAGCCAACAAAUUACAAAUCAGUCAUCAUUGAAACGAGAACAUUCAUCUCAAUUGUCAAAUAAUCAGGAAUUCCUUUUUAAAGAACGUUUAAAUUUCAUUUUCAACAAUUUGGACAGUAACAAUUUGCAAAUGGCUGCCACACAAUUGAUACAAGAUUGCAAAGAAAAUAUUGGAAACUAUGAUCUUUUAUCCGAUUGUUUGACCUGUCGUGCUAUCAAUGAAACAAAUCACCAUGAACUUUUUUACGAUCUCCUUGAAACCAUUAAUUUGAUCGAUAUUUUUGAUUCUGUAGCAGUAAAUUCAUAUAAAAAAAUACGAAUGUAUCUGCUUAGAAUUGAAUCUUCUGAUCUCAAUAGAAAAUUAUAUUCCGCUGGUAAAUGGAUUGGAAUGAUCACAUUGCAACGUAAUAAGCCAAUUCUUUCGCUUUAUCUUGAUUUACAUUGUCUAUUGAUUGAAGCUGAAGCAAAAAACUUGAGUUUCCAUGUUGUGCCGUUCAUCGUUCAGGUGUUGAAUUCUUGUGGCAAAUCAAAAGUUUUUCAACCACCUAAUCCAUGGCUGAUGACAUUGCUUCAAUUAUUGACCGAAAUCUACAUUAAACCUGAUUGCAAAUUGAAGAUAAAGUUUGAAAUUGAAAAGUUGUAUAAAGUUUUGCAAUUAGAACUCAAUGAUUAUAAAGUUAUCUGUCAGCAAAUUAAUCCAAAUGGUGAAAAAAAGAAAAGCGUGUCAAAAUAUUGUGAAUAUCUUAAACCCUUUGUAAUGAUUGAUUCAGAAACAAAUAAUUUACAAGAGCCGAAAAAUUCUAAUCUGUUUGUAUCAGCUCCUUCACAUACUGUCUUUGUAAAAGAAACUGUUCACCAAGUUUCGCAUAAGAAUGAAAUCGAACUUUUCAAAGACCUAUUGAAUCAAAUACGAAUAUCAUCUCAGCUCAGAUUGAUACAAUGCCAUCCAGAAUUAACUACAUUAUUCAAAAAAUUGAUCGUCAAAGCUAUUCAAGAAUGGUUAUCCAAUUGGGCUGAAACACCCGGUAUGCUUGUUACUACUAUCGAAAUUCUUGUCCGUAAAGAUUUUGCUUCUGAACCCGAUCCGGAAAAGCUACGAAAUGCUGCCAUCGAUUUCACACGUUUCGCAUUGACUGGUUAUGUAUUGAUGACAUGUAAUGAAUCGUUAUCAGGUUCAAUAGCCGAUAAGCUUUGUGAAUUUCUUUGCAAAGAAUUUAAACUGAAUCAAUCAAUGUGUGAUAAAAAAUUCAUUGAAGAUACGAUUACUCAGAUUGUCAAUGAAAAUAUCAGUCCAUGCAUAAUGUUUAUCGAAAAAUGUUUAAUUAAAAAAGCCGUGGAAGAAAUCUGCUUUCGAAUUCAGCCAGACAUUGAAAAACGUUUAAAAGCAAAGGCUAUUGGCAAGAAAUAUAUCAACAAAAAUUACUUUAAUAAUAUUCCCAUUAAAUCAACUUUUUAUAGCACAUUCGAUUCAUCAAAAUUGAAAAUGAAACGGAUGUCAACAAGUACUUCACCGGAGCAUAAUUCGGAUAGUAAUUUAAUCGAAAAAAAUGUACAAACUUAUUCUUUUGAUUUACUACCAAGCAAUGCCACGGAAGAAAUGAAAGUGGAAGCAAUUUUAGGAACAUGGUUCCAUUUUAUUUAUGAAGGCCAGAAUAACCACGAGGACAUUCAAAAUUUCAUUUUCCAAACUGGUUUUUUCAAGGGUGAAGAAUCAUUGUACAAGUUUUUGAAAUUGUGCUUUAAUUUAUGCUAUGAACGAUGUCAACAAGCAUUGGAAGCAGCCCGAUCAUCCGAUAAGAAUCUUUCCAAGAUUCAUUUGAAAUGCUUCACUGUUUUAGAUGCAUUCAUAUAUCUUGCUUUGUUCCUGAUCAAAUACGAAACUAUUGAAUUCAAAAUCAAUGUUCUUGAUCGUUUUCUUACCGAUUUGAGCGAGAAAGUUCAUUUGGAACAUAAGACAAAUAUCCAAAAAUUCUACCCCCUUUGCUAUUAUCGUGUAAUGGUUUUGUUUUUUCUAGAAUUUAACAACGAACUUGUGACAUCCAAUUCUAGUCGUAUUAAUAAUUUGGCGAAAAUUCCCAAUAUUCAUUGUAUGAAUACAAAACUAUCUUUGAUGCAAAUUUUCUUCGAUUUUCUUAAAUCAAUGUCACCAUUAAAAUUAACUUCGUUUACGUUCGCCUGGUUGGAAUUCAUCUCACAUCGAUCAUUUAUUGGCCAUUGUUUAAAUGGUCUGAAUGCAAAAGGAUUAUGGAACAAUUAUUACUUUUUAAUUCGAGAUUUGUUGGAAUUUGAGAAAACAUUUUUUCAAACGAAUCAAAUUGAAUCAGAAUCAUUUAAAUAUUUACACAAGGGGACGGUAAAAUUGUUUCUGCUAUUGUUACAUGAUUUCCCAGAUUUUUUAAGUCAAUUUAGCUUUUUGAUUUGUGAUAAUCUUCCGUAUAAUUCAUUUCAAUUGCAUAACAUUGUUCUAAGUGCCUCUCCUCAAGCCUAUCAUUUACCAAGUCCACUUUCUUCAUCGUUGAGUUUGGAAAAUUUUAACAAAAUUAUCAACAGCUUUGAUGGCAAUUUCACUACCGAAUCACCUUUUAAAAUUCACAUUGAUGUAUUUUUUAAAACUGGUCAAUUGUUUCAUUUGAAAAAAUUGCAACCAUAUUUUGAUUCAGCCAAAUGUAAACAAACAGAAAUCGAAUACAUUAACAAGAUUCUGUAUUCGAUUACUGAACACGUUCUAAAGGAGAAUCGCGACGUCAACAUGGCUAACAUUGGUAAAGAGCCGUCCUUGAACAUGAUCAAAUGUCUAUUAGAAUUUUUCGGCCCUGAACGUCUCUAUUACCUUUUCUUCGCUAUGGUUAAUCAUCUUCGAUUUCCUAAUAUCGAUACAAAAUACUUCAUCUCUCUCUUGUUAUAUUUCUUCAAGGAAUUUGACCAAUUAAAAGAAUUUAUUUUUCGCGUUCUUCUCGAACGACUAGUCGCAAUUGGACCUCGACCUUGGGGAUUAUACUAUUUUGUCAAAGAAUUGACCAACAAUCCUGAUUAUAAUUUCAAAGAAUUUUUAAUCAAUUAUAAUCAACACGGAUUAUCAGAAGUUUGUGGUAAAAUGGGCCUUUUUCCCAAAUAAACCAAGUGGCAAUAAUAAUAAAUCCCCGUUAUUAUAUGUGGUGAUAAAAUUAUGUUGAUAAUUUAUAAUUUCUGAUAAUUGUUUUCAUAUAAAAAUUUAGUUUAAUAAAUCAUUCCAAUGAGAAAAAUAUUUAAAA
Messenger RNA from Dermatophagoides farinae (American house dust mite), 5293 nucleotides. RefSeq names its product CCR4-NOT transcription complex subunit 1. Lineage: Eukaryota; Metazoa; Arthropoda; Arachnida; Sarcoptiformes; Pyroglyphidae. Gene Ontology annotation, biological process: nuclear-transcribed mRNA catabolic process, deadenylation-dependent decay; negative regulation of translation. Gene Ontology annotation, cellular component: P-body; CCR4-NOT core complex. Gene Ontology annotation, molecular function: molecular adaptor activity. The record is from RefSeq and is a predicted model, not a curated record.